This is a messenger RNA of Musca vetustissima, 778 nucleotides long. RefSeq lists its product as uncharacterized. The record is from RefSeq and is a predicted model, not a curated record. The coding region runs from base 34 to 519 and encodes 161 amino acids. The transcript has a single exon. Lineage: Eukaryota; Metazoa; Arthropoda; Insecta; Diptera; Muscidae.
AACCACCAACAACAACAUUGGCAACCAAAAAUAAUGCAGCCACAUUACCAACAACAGCAACAUUGGCAACCAAGGAUAAUGCAGCCACAUUACCAACAACAACAUUGGCAGCCGAGAAUUGUACAACCAAAUUUGCAGCAACAAGAAUCGCAACAACCUUACUACAAGCCUCAGCAACCACAAACCAGACAACAGCCUCCAACAUCAUAUCAACAAAAGCAUGAAUCAAUGGAUGUUAAUGCAUCUCAACAAUCAAAAAGGCAGACACACUACCAGGAGCAGAAAUCAUGUAAGAAUUUAGAAAGUAUUAACAAUAAAAUAGAUAUAAGCGAAGAUGAUUUGUAUCAAGACAAUGUAUAUCAGGAUAAUAAAGAAGAUCAAUACAGUUCUGAGUAUGAGUAUGGUACUAAUGAAAAUUUUGAAGCCAAAGCGGAAAAUUUUCGGUUAGUUCCUUACAAGGAGCCACCGGACUUCCCUAUAUUAUACUCAAAGGAAGAUCAAGGAAAACAAGAUUAUUAAUUGACACGGGUUCCACAGAAAAUCUAAUAUGUAAAGAUCAUUGUCCCCCACAAUAUAUAAAAAAUUCUCACACUCCAAUAUACAUUAAAGCUGCAGCAGGGGUCAUUACGGUUGAACGCAAUGCCCAUUUUUCAAAAAAUUCUAUUAAGAUUCCCCUUAAUUCAGGUACAACAUUUAGGGUGUAUACCUUUCACAAAUUCUUCGACAUUACAAGAAAAUUGUUCUGUAAUUAGUUAUAGGAAAAAAGAAGUAAGUAUUA